UCUUUUAUCUCUUCUUGUUGAUAUAAAUCAGAAACAAAAGAAAAACAAUUAAAAUUUAAAAAUAAAAUCAGAUAUAUAUGAGAGUAGAGUUUUCCCGAUUUUACGGAAGGAGGACGAAGAAUCCAAGUUCAUUACCUUUUCCUCUUCUGAAACCUCGAUUAUUAUUAUAAUAAUAUAUAGAUCGAAAGAAAAAUUAAAAUAAAAAAUCAUCCAGAAAAAAAAAAUAAGUAAAAACAUUUGAAAAUAAGAAGAAAAAAAAAACGGAGUGAAUUAUUGUUUUCAGAAAGGAAGAAGCUUUUUGUUUUUCUUUUUUAUUGUUGCUGUAAGCUGAAGAAGAAUUUGGAGAAUAGGAGUCUAUCAUCAUCAUCAUCAUGAAAGGCCUGUUCAAAUCUAAACCCCGGACACCACCAGAAAUUGUCAGACAAACCCGUGAACUUCUUAUUCUUUUUACGAAUCCAAACAGCACUCUUCGUGAAUCUAAGCGUGAAGAAAAGAUGGCUGAAUUAAGUAAAAAUAUUCGGGAAUUAAAGUGUGUUUUAUAUGGAAAUAGUGAAUCUGAGCCAGUGGCAGAAGCUUGUUCACAGUUAACUCAGGAGUUUUUCAAAGAAGAUACAUUACGACUUGUAAUUAUUUGUCUUCCAAAAUUGAACCUGGAGGCACGCAAAGAUGCCACUCAGGUGGUUGCAAAUUUGCAAAGGCAACAAGUUCAGUCGAAGUUGAUUGCUUCUGAUUACUUGGAUGCAAACAAAGAUCUUAUGGAUGUUUUGUUAUCAGGGUAUGACGACACGGACGUUGCAUUACAUUAUGGUGCGAUGUUGAGGGAAUGUAUACGUCAUCAAUGUGUUGCUAAGUAUGUCUUGGAGUCUGAGCAAAUGAAGAAGUUCUUUGAUUAUAUACAACUUCCGAAUUUUGACAUUGCUUCAGACGCCGCAGCAACAUUUAAGGAGCUUUUGACGAGGCAUAAGUCCACUGUAGCUGAUUUUCUUGCUAAAAACUAUGAUUGGUUUUUUGCGGAGUACAACUUAAAGCUGCUGGAAUCUCCCAAUUACAUCACUAGGCGACAAGCUGUCAAGCUUUUGGGAGACAUGUUACUGGAGCGUACAAACUCUGGUGUUAUGAUGCGGUAUGUGAGCUCCAAGGAUAACUUGAGGAUUUUAAUGAAUCUUCUCAGGGAAUCAAGUAAGAACAUCCAAGUGGAAGCAUUCCAUGUCUUCAAGCUAUUUGCUGCAAACCAAAAUAAGCCUCCAGAAAUUGUUGGUAUAUUUAUAACAAAUCGAAGCAAGCUACUCCGAUUUUUCGGAGACUUUAAACUUGAUAAAGAGGAUGAACAAUUCGAGGCAGACAAAGCUCAAGUUAUAAAAGAAAUUGCCUCCCUAGAACCCCGAGAUUCAUCUUGAAGGAACAACAAUAGCCUCGGCCACGGCCAAUAUACAUUCUUAUAUAGAUUCAUUAAAUUUGUAAAUUUCAGAUCUGUAUUGAAGUAAUCAUUAUUGAUAACUACUAGUAGCUUGUUUCCCGUUAACGACAUUUGGCAGGAACUAUAAUUCAUUGUUUGAGAAAGAUCCAAACAACUUGAGGUCUGCUGUUGCCUACAUUUAUGACAUAUUGUACUGUAUAAUAUUUCAUGGAAGCUCAAUUCAAAUUAAUGUAUCAGUCAUUGUAAAACAAGAGGUAAAAAUUCUAUCAAAUUUUCUUUUUCAUUA
This is a messenger RNA of Papaver somniferum (opium poppy), 1703 nucleotides long. RefSeq names its product putative MO25-like protein At5g47540. The transcript is spliced from 11 exons. NCBI's taxonomy places the organism in Eukaryota, Viridiplantae, Streptophyta, Magnoliopsida, Ranunculales, Papaveraceae. Gene Ontology annotation, molecular function: protein serine/threonine kinase activator activity. The coding region runs from base 372 to 1397 and encodes 341 amino acids. The record is from RefSeq and is a predicted model, not a curated record. Gene Ontology annotation, biological process: intracellular signal transduction.